ACUCGCGCGCCCUGCUGAGCUGACGGGUCUAGCUCGAGAGCGCACAGGAGGACAGGGGUUCAGUCACUGCUGGCCAAGGCCCCUAGGGUUUCUUCGCGUGUGUUUUUAUAUGCUUAGAUUUUAACUUCAAAAUUAGCUAAAAAAGAAAGGGAAAAAUGUUCUCGGAACUUCUGUGUGAAUUAUGAGCUACGCUGCUGUGGUCCUGUUUUACUAAAAAUGACGUGGCCGGAUGAUUUUGGGAGAUUAAGCGCGGGUUUUCUGACCAUUUUACUUAGCUUUACUUUUCAAGGUGCAUACUGUGGACUGGUGGUUUCUCCUGUUGGUCCUACUCUGGUGAAUGCUAUAUCUGGCAGCAAUGUGACUCUGGCUGUGUCCUUCAGUGGUGCCCCUGACCCAGCGGUUACCUGGUUCAUGAAGGAUUUUAGCCUACCUGUCGUCACAUGGGCUAUUAACUCCAAUACUCUCCCAGACAUAGAGGAGAACAGAAGAAAGGUGCUGAGGAUUGAGCCAAAUGGAUCCCUUACCUUUGUAAAUGUGCCACUUGAGUAUACCAGUAACUACACCAUUGAAAUGACUAAAUCUGGACUGGGAAGAUCCUCGACUACUUUCUCUCUGGAAGUAUUUAGUAGUCCAGUGAAGUUCCUGCCAGCUGUGGGAACCAGAGUUGACUCUGAAGGCAAAAUAGUGGUCGCUAUCCAAUGUGUCAGUGAGGCCUGGCCUAAGGCUGUGGUGUCAUGGUCCAAAGGCAGCGAGGCUCUCACCAACAGGACACCGUACCAGAUCAGCAGUGACACCACACAGCUCGAGAUUCUGGGUUACAAUGUCAGCAAAUUUCUCCUCCAAAACUACUUUUGUAACUGCAGCAACCCACUGGGCAGCCAGAGGAGGGAAAUUCUGUUAACAGGACCGUCAAUCUCAAAUUCCAGUUUGUUCUCUAAUCACAAUAGAACCAUCGUCACAUUGACCUGGGAGGUCCCGCCUACCUCUGUCGUUACAGGGUUUGACAUCCAAAUGAAAGGACCAGACCUCCUGGGAAAAAAUCACACCCAAACUAGCUUAAACCAAUUCUACACCAUCCAGCAUGAACCUGGCACUACCAGGAGUGCAGACAUCUUUAUCCUCGAUCCUAACUUGACGUACACGUUUCGGAUUAUCCCCAAAGCUCUUAUGACAGAAGGAGACCCAUCUGCGGCCCACAGAAUUGGUCCAGGUGAAGGGCUGAGUAGAUCUGCCAUCGCUGGCAUUGCAGCUGGAAUCCCCUGCAGUAUUCUCUUCCUAGUCCUGCUGGGCGGCUUCAUCUACUUCUGUGUCUACUGGAACAAGAACAAAAGUCGGCAAACAAGAUAUCCAUUGUCCAGAGCAGUUGAGAAGGCAAUAACAUCUCAAACAGAAACAACUCCUCAUAACCUGCUGACAGGAGGGCUGAAGUCUCCCCCUGAUUACAACAGAUUGCAGCAGACUCCCUCUGAAAGAUCAGUGGCUCUCCCAACAUUUGGCAGUCCUCUGCCUGUCAGAGUUGCUACAACUGUCUAAACUCGCAAAUUUGCUUAGAUUUUUGUAACGCAUGCUAUAUAUUUGUUUAAUUUUAAUGUAUGAUAUUGUUCUAUAUUUGUAUUAAUAUUUUUACUGAAAGUAAGAAUCGUUUGUGGUAUUUCUUCCACUUUCCUGUAUAUGCUGCACGUUAAACUCUAUCAUUAUU
Molecule: messenger RNA, 1699 nt
Organism: Sander lucioperca (pikeperch)
Lineage: Eukaryota; Metazoa; Chordata; Actinopteri; Perciformes; Percidae
Gene: vsig10l
Product: V-set and immunoglobulin domain containing 10 like
Exons: 9
Coding region: 217-1533 (438 amino acids)
Molecular function (GO): protein binding
Source: RefSeq, a predicted model, not a curated record